This is a messenger RNA of Entrophospora sp. SA101, 175 nucleotides long. Lineage: Eukaryota; Fungi; Glomeromycota; Glomeromycetes; Entrophosporales; Entrophosporaceae. The record is from the annotation of a GenBank genome assembly.
AACCAUAAUUAUGAGCACCGAAGGAUCAUCUAGUAAAGGUGGUAGUAAAAAGGGGACCAAGAAAUUGGAAGAAAUUGGAAUGUCAAUCGGAGGAAGUAAUUCUGUGUAUGACGAUAAUGUUGUCGACGUUUGUGAUGAUAAUAAAGAAGGGGAAGAAGAAGAGGAGGAUAAAUGA